Molecule: messenger RNA, 860 nt
Organism: Pichia membranifaciens NRRL Y-2026
Lineage: Eukaryota; Fungi; Ascomycota; Pichiomycetes; Pichiales; Pichiaceae
Exons: 1
Coding region: 36-755 (239 amino acids)
Molecular function (GO): GTP binding; GTPase activity
Source: RefSeq, a predicted model, not a curated record
CGUUGAAUCACCGACAUAAACAACAAAACCCUGACAUGGAGUCAGCUACAAGACCAUCGGGAAGACAGCAUGCGUUGCUGACAACUAAGCCGAAAAGAACAGUUGAUUACAAAAUUGUGCUUCUUGGCGAAUCAUCAGUGGGAAAAUCUUCCAUUCUAGAAAGACUACAGAACAAUACUUUUGACGAUAACAAAUCGUCCACAAUUGGUGCUGCCUUUAUAUCAAAGAAGGUCGUUCGUGAGACAGACCUUAUAAACCUUCAAAUAUGGGAUACCGCUGGACAGGAGCGGUUCCAUAAUUUGACACCUCUUUACUACCGAAACUCCAAUGCGGCUUUACUUGUUUUCGAUUUGACAAGUUUGGAAAGUUUCAAGAAAGCAGAAUAUUGGAUAAAUGAACUAGAGACAUACAUAGGAGAAGUAGAACUAGACGAACCAGCCUCCAACGAAGGAAGGGGAAGAGACACGAUGAAAAUUAUACUUGUUGGAAAUAAGGUAGACUUGCUUAAUGGAGAAGCUUGUCCAUUCGAAGACCAAAUAAAGGAGUUCAUGAAUGUGCACAAAAGUGUCGUGAAUUAUUUCAAGACAAGUGCUAAGAAAAACCUGGAAAUCAUAGAUUUGUUUGAGUAUAUCACGAACAGCAUUGACGAUACUCUGUUUUAUGAUAUAGAUGAGGAGAAUAAGUCAAAAAAAGGAAUCAUAGAUUUGAAUUUUAGCAAUGCUACUUCAAAUACGGCAAGUUCGUGCUCGUGCUAAUAUUAAUGUGGGUAAUUCUGACAGCAUGAGGGAAUGAGAUUUUAUAAAUCGGUUAUGUACUAUAGUUUAGAGAUUAUACAAAGAAUAAUGAUAACCACUGUGUUG